AGAUGGCGACCGGAGUCCUUCAGAGAGUCGGCGGAGGCUUGUCCCGGGCCGCAGGCAGGGCCCGCCCGGCCGGACAGCUCGUCCUGUGGACCAGGGGCUUCUCGGCAUCAGACAGCAGGAGCGGACAGGACAGCUGGUUUAAAUCUCUGUUCGUGAGGAAAGUGGAUCCGAGGAAAGAUGCACACGCCAACCUGCUGACCAAAAAUGAGGAGAGUAACCUCUACAAAAUUCAGUUCCACAAUGUGAAGCCUGAGUGCCUGGACUCCUACAACAAACUCUGUGAGGAAGUGUUGCCCUCCAUCCAUGCUGAUAAGUACUACCCCUGUGAGCUGGUGGGAACCUGGAAUACCUGGUAUGGAGAACAGGAUCAGGCUGUUCAUCUGUGGCGUUACAGAGGAGGAUACCCAGCUCUGACAGAAGUGAUGAACAAGCUCAGACAGAACGAGAAGUUCACAGCGUACAGGAAGGAGCGGGGUAAGAUGCUGUUGUCUCGCAGGAACCAGCUCCUGUUGGAGUUCAGCUUCUGGAAUGAGCCUGUACCCAGAGAGGGCCCCAACAUCUAUGAGCUCAGGUCCUACCAGCUCAGGCCAGGAACCAUGAUCGAGUGGGGUAAUUACUGGGCCCGGGCCAUUGGAUACCGCCAGCACAACAGUGAAGCUGUGGGAGGGUUUUUCUCUCAGAUCGGGAAUCUCUACAUGGUUCAUCACCUAUGGGCCUACAAAGACCUUCAGUCCAGAGAAAACACGAGGAACUCUGCCUGGCAGCAGGAGGGCUGGGACGAGGUGGUGUACUACACAGUUCCGCUCAUUCAGCACAUGGAUUCCAGGAUUAUGAUCCCGACAAAGGCUUCCCCACUGCAGUGAAAUGAGCAGCGAGCUGGAAGCUGAAAACAAGUGGAACCCUUUCGAAUGUCAACAUCCAUCCAGAGCUUCACUAUCACGGUUGUUUCCCCCUCCUGUCGGUGCUGCCAGAUAAUGUCCCUUCCCUUUUACUUCAAGAUGUCAUCAGGUCAAAGGAGGCUACAAUGCCUGCCCUAUAUUUGGGAAUAAAAAAACGCCCAAACCAUUUAACAGCACAUGACCGCGCACAGCUUCUUUUCUUUCGGCUCUGGAGCAGAAUAAGUAAAUUGAAUUAACCUCCUGAUGGUUAUGUCCGACGUCUCGUGCUCAUUUAAGUUUAGAACCAACCAAAGUUACUUGAAGGCGAGCAGCUGUCUGGUGUGGGAGACCAGAUGGCGCGGCUGAAGCUCACUGCAUGGUGCAGUGGCCGUUUAUUUAUUUAAUAUCAAUUUGGAAUUCUUAUAUUAUCUAUAAGUGUGCUGUGGAAGGGGCACUUCCAUGUAAGCCAUGCUCUUGGGGGAAAACCUCUGUAUAUCCAUGGAAAUCGUUUAUGGUUGAAGCUGAUAUGAUGAAUAAAAUGUAAAACUGAGGUCUAUUAUACAUCUAACACCUUUCAGUUGCUUUUUCUAGAUGUUCCUAAGUUCCCCGUCAUGGUUAUAUUGUUGUUUCAUGGUGCCGUGUUUGUAACUUUGGCUCCCACUUUUCUUUCUUGAGACGACAGCAUGCCUGGUUUUAAAACCUGUUUUUAAUCUCAACAUGUUGUCAUGAGGCAAAAAUAUUUAUCGUGUUAUAAUAAAUCCUGACAACAAACAUUAUCUAUCAUUGGUCGAGGGGCCAAUCAUAUUGCUGCAAACUGUGAUAUCAAAGUUUUAUUGAACUGAAAGGAAGCAGUUUUUCCUUGUGUUUUUGGUUCAUAGGGAACAAUGUAGAAGGAAGGAGAGCAACACCAACACAGAUUAAAUAAAUUCAAACCAAUUCAA
Molecule: messenger RNA, 1819 nt
Organism: Limanda limanda (common dab)
Lineage: Eukaryota; Metazoa; Chordata; Actinopteri; Pleuronectiformes; Pleuronectidae
Gene: nipsnap2
Product: nipsnap homolog 2
Exons: 10
Coding region: 3-863 (286 amino acids)
Cellular component (GO): mitochondrion
Source: RefSeq, a predicted model, not a curated record